Messenger RNA from Microthlaspi erraticum, 1695 nucleotides. The record is from the annotation of a GenBank genome assembly. Lineage: Eukaryota; Viridiplantae; Streptophyta; Magnoliopsida; Brassicales; Brassicaceae.
AUGGCGGCUUCGUGGCUCGCGUAUCCUCCUCUCUCAUACCCACUUCGCAGAUUCAGCCUCUCCAAGUCGAAGCACAUCUCUCCUCUGUUCCUCUGCUCCGCCGCGAAAAUGACCAGCCAUAUCUACCGUGUUCCCGGUCUCGACGAGGCGGAGAUGGACUCCGUCGCCGGAAAAACGUUUGAGAGAUACGCAUUGCCUUCUUCUUCUUCUUCCGCGAAGAGAAACGGCAAAGGAAUAUCGAUUGUCUGGUUUAGGAACGAUCUUAGAGUGCUUGACAACGACGUAUUGUACAGAGCUUGGGCUUCCUCCGAUACCCUUUUGCCUGUUUACUGUCUCGAUCCUCGUCUCUUCCUCACUACUCAUUUCUUCGACUUCCCUAAAACCGGAGCUUUAAGAGGUCGUUUUCUUAUGGAAUGUUUGGCUGAUUUGAGAAAGAAUCUGAUGAAGAGAGGAUUGAAUCUUCUUAUUCGGAGUGGUAAACCUGAAGACAUUCUUCCUUCUCUUGCCAAAGAUUUUGGAGCUCAUACAGUAUUUGCUCAUAAAGAAACGUGCAGCGAGGAGCUCAAGGUUGAAAGACUUGUGAGUCAAGCUUUGAAAGGGGUUGGGAAUGGUACUAAGCUUGAGCUCAUUUGGGGAAGCACAAUGUACCACAAAGAUGAUCUUCCAUUUGAUGUUUUGGAUUUGCCUGAUAUCUACACUCAAUUUCGUAAGACGCUAGAAGCCAAUUGUAGUAUCAGAAGCUCAACUCGCAUUCCAAUUUCUCUAGGACCAAUACCUUCUGUUGAUGAUUGGGGAAAUGUUCCAACUCUUGAUCAACUUGGAAUUGAGCCACAAGAGGUGACGAGAGGAAUGCGAUUCGUGGGUGGUGAAACAGCAGGAGUAGGAAGAGUUUUUGAGUACUUUUGGAAGAAGGAUCUAUUGAAAGUGUACAAAGACACAAGGAAUGGCAUGUUGGGACCUGAUUAUUCAACCAAAUUCUCUCCAUGGCUUGCCUUUGGGUGUAUCUCUCCUCAUUUUAUCUACGAAGAGGUUCAAAGAUAUGAAAGAGAAAGAGUAGCAAAUAAUUCGACAUACUGGGUAUUGUUUGAAUUAAUAUGGAGGGAUUACUUUAGGUUCCUUUCAAUCAAGUGUGGCAACUCUCUCUUCCAUCUAGGUGGACCGAGAAAUGUGCAAGGCAAUUGGAGACAAGAUAAGUUGCUAUUUGAGUCUUGGAGAGAUGGCAAGACCGGGUAUCCUCUUAUAGAUGCAAACAUGAAGGAGUUAUCCACUACAGGUUUCAUGUCAAAUCGAGGCCGACAGAUUGUUUGUUCGUUUCUUGUGCGGGACAUGGGAUUGGAUUGGCGUAUGGGAGCGGAAUGGUUUGAGACAUGUCUAUUGGAUUAUGAUCCAUGUUCUAACUACGGAAACUGGACCUAUGGGGCAGGAGUUGGAAAUGAUCCUAGAGAAGAUCGGUACUUCAGCAUCCCAAAACAAGCACAGAAUUAUGAUCCAGAAGGAGAAUACGUUGCUUUUUGGGUGCAGCAGCUUCGCCGGCUUCCGAAAGAGAAGAGACAUUUCCCAGGGAGGUUGAUGUAUAUGGACACAGUUGUGCCAUUGAUGCAUGGUAAUAAUGCUCAACCGUCUAGAGGGUCAAAGCCUGGUGGUUUCAGAGGGAGUCACAGUGGUGGUAGACGUUCUAAGCACAAUGGUCCUUAG